AUGGUCUCUGACUUUUUCUAUCCACAGCCUGGUGGUAUUGAACUACAUGUUUAUCAUCUAUCUCAAAGAUUAAUUGAUAGAGGUCAUUCAGUUGUAAUUAUCACCCACGCCUACGGAUCUCGGACUGGUGUAAGAGUCCUGACAAACGGACUAAAGGUUUACUAUGUUCCAUUUUUUGUUCUUUAUCGAGAAUCAACAUUUCCAUCAGUUUUUUCCUUUUUCCCUAUUCUUCGACAAAUUCUUAUUCGUGAACAAAUCGACAUUGUUCAUGGUCAUGGAAGUUUAAGUAGUUUCUGUCAUGAAGCGAUUCUUCAUGGUCGUACUAUGGGACUUCGCACAGUCUUUACUGAUCAUUCUCUAUUUGGCUUUGCAGAUGCUGGCAGUAUUUUAGGAAAUAAACUUCUUAAAUUUACACUUAGUGAUGUUGGUCAUGUUAUUUGUGUUUCUCAUACCUGUAAAGAGAAUACAGUUCUUCGUGCUUCUCUUGAUCCUUUAAACGUCAGUGUUAUACCUAACGCUGUGGUUGCUUCUAACUUUAGACCUGAUUCAUCUCAAGCUAGUAAGGAUCAUAUCACCAUUGUUGUGAUAUCAAGACUAUACCCAAAUAAAGGUACAGACCUACUUACUGCAGUUAUACCUCGAAUUUGUGCAUUACACCCCACCGUGACAUUUACCAUUGCUGGCAGUGGUCCCAAAGCUAUAGAUUUAGAGCAAAUGCGAGAAAAGUACAGACUCCAAGAACGAGUGGAACUUAUCGGAAGUAUUAAGCACGAAGAAGUCAGAGAUGUUAUGAUAAAGGGACAUAUAUAUUUGCAUCCGUCAUUAACAGAAGCGUUUGGCACUGUUCUUGUUGAAGCUGCUUCUUGUGGGUUGUUAGUUGUGACAACAAAUGUGGGUGGUAUUCCUGAAGUUUUACCAUCUCACAUGACGGUUUUCGCUUCACCUUCUGAAAACUCUCUAGUUGAAUCCACUUUGUCAGCUAUUAAAUUGAUAGAAGAAAAAAAAGUAACACCUUCUGAGUUUCAUGAUGAAAUCAAAAACAUGUAUUGCUGGGAAGACGUUGCACGAAGAACAGAGGAAGUAUAUGACAAGAUUGACUCUAAUACACUGACAGAACCUUUGGUAGAUCGUCUAGCAAGAUACUAUCAUGGUGGUCCUUGGGCAGGGAAGCUUUUUGUUAUUUGUGUGAUCGUUGAUGUAAUCUUGCUGCAUUUUCUUGAAUAUUUUUGGCCUGUUGAAUCAAUAGACAAAGCAAAAAAAUGGCCUAGAAAAAAGCCACCUCAAGACACAAUUAAUUAUUUCGAUGAAUCUUAUAAUUUGAUUUCGGAAAUGGAUAGAUAA
This is a messenger RNA of Magnusiomyces paraingens, 1341 nucleotides long. RefSeq lists its product as uncharacterized. Gene Ontology annotation, cellular component: glycosylphosphatidylinositol-N-acetylglucosaminyltransferase (GPI-GnT) complex. Gene Ontology annotation, biological process: GPI anchor biosynthetic process. NCBI's taxonomy places the organism in Eukaryota, Fungi, Ascomycota, Dipodascomycetes, Dipodascales, Dipodascaceae. Gene Ontology annotation, molecular function: phosphatidylinositol N-acetylglucosaminyltransferase activity. Bases 1 to 1341 code for a protein of 446 amino acids. The transcript has a single exon. The record is from RefSeq and is a predicted model, not a curated record.